This is a messenger RNA of Stylophora pistillata, 986 nucleotides long. Its product is annotated as histone H5. Gene Ontology annotation, cellular component: nucleosome; nucleus. Gene Ontology annotation, molecular function: double-stranded DNA binding; structural constituent of chromatin; nucleosomal DNA binding. NCBI's taxonomy places the organism in Eukaryota, Metazoa, Cnidaria, Anthozoa, Scleractinia, Pocilloporidae. Gene Ontology annotation, biological process: chromosome condensation; negative regulation of DNA recombination; nucleosome assembly. The record is from RefSeq and is a predicted model, not a curated record.
CCCCAAGCGACUCCGAGUUGAAAGUUCGUGAGUUUGAUUGUCUUGCGUUCGAUUUAUUCCGUGGAACCUCGUUGCCAAAUUAAUAUAAUCAGUCAUCAUGGGCGAUGCACCGGCGGCAGCAACGAAGACACCCAAGAAAAAGGCACCGAAAAAGCCAGCCGAGCACCCGAAGUACGAAGAAAUGAUUGUAACUGCAAUUAAGGAGUUGAAAGAGCGAACGGGAUCCUCGCGCCAGAAGAUCACGAAGUAUAUCUCGGAACAUUACAAAGUGGGAGAUAAUGUUGGCGUGCAAGUGAAACUCAAUCUAAAGAGACUUGUGGUGGCUGGCAAGCUUAUUCAGGCCAAAGGAGUCGGAGCAUCUGGUUCUUUCAAGGUCAACAAAGCCGCGGAGGCGAAGCCAAAACCCAAGCCCAAGAAGAAGCCCGCAGCCAAAAAACCGGCGGCUAAACCGAAAAAGAAGCCCGCAGCAAAGAAGCCUUCAGCCAAGAAAACUCCAGCUAAGAAGAAGGCUGCUGCCAAAAAGAAGGCUCCUGCAAAAAAACCGGCAGCGAAAAAACCGGCCGCUAAAAAACCUGCAAAGAAACCAGCCGCGAAGAAAUCUCCAGCGAAGAAAGCUACUAAGAAAGCAAAGACCCCGACGAAGAAGUCACCCAAGAAGAAGGCCACAAAGAAAUAACUGGAUUGAACAUUAAUUUCGGACUAUGUCAUCAUUCUGUUCAUAUUAGAGACUGCGGUUUCCGUUGACUUAAGAAGUUAAGGAAAAAAAAGAAAAACCUUUGCUAUAGCGGAGGGUGCCAAGCGUUGCCUAGAAAACAAAGAAAUAGUCAGAGUUUAGAAUUCUCUGUAGAAGUGUAUUUCCGUUCAGUAACAGGUUUUUUUUUUUUUGAUAGACAUUUAUUUAUGUAAAGUAUCGGUACUAAGACGUAUGAGUUGCACGAAGGUUUUGUAAAUAAAUCAAGGAAGGAAAAGAAUUUUUUAAAACAGCA